This is a messenger RNA of Hordeum vulgare subsp. vulgare (domesticated barley), 989 nucleotides long. RefSeq names its product U1 small nuclear ribonucleoprotein A. Gene Ontology annotation, cellular component: U1 snRNP. The record is from RefSeq and is a predicted model, not a curated record. Gene Ontology annotation, molecular function: U1 snRNA binding. Bases 99 to 848 code for a protein of 249 amino acids. NCBI's taxonomy places the organism in Eukaryota, Viridiplantae, Streptophyta, Magnoliopsida, Poales, Poaceae. Gene Ontology annotation, biological process: mRNA splicing, via spliceosome. The transcript is spliced from 5 exons.
GACGUCCCUGAGAAAAAAAGAGAGCGACCGAGGACACGAAGAAACCCGGAGGCUAGAGAGAGAAGGAGGCUCUGGAGCGGCGGCUGCGUGACGAGGAUAUGAGCGGCGAGGCGGCGGCCGGCGGCGGCGGGGAGGCGAACGGCGUCCAGCCAAACGUGACCAUCUACAUCAAUAACCUCAACGAGAAGAUCAAACUCGACGCACUUAAGAAGUCCCUCAAUGCGGUUUUCUCCCAGUUUGGGAAAAUCAUUGAGGUGCUUGCUUUUAAGACUUUGAAGCAUAAAGGGCAAGCAUGGGUCGUGUUCGAAGAUGUUGCAUCAGCAACCGAGGCUUUGAAGAGGAUGCAAGAUUUCCCCUUCUAUGACAAACCCAUGAAAAUUCAAUAUGCCAAGACCAAGUCAGAUGUUGUAGCAAAAGCUGAUGGCACCUUCGUACCUCGAGAAAAAAGGAAGAGGAAUGAUGAGAAACCUGAAAAGAAGCAGAAGCGUGAGCAGCACCACGAUGUUAACCAGGCUGGCGUGGGCAUGCAUGCCUAUCCUGGUGCUUAUGGGGCUCCGCCGCUCUCUCAGCUACCUUUUGGUGCGGGACCGAAGGUCAUGAUGCCAGAGAUUAUUGUACCAAACAAUAUUCUCUUCGUCCAAGAACUCCCACACGACGCGACCGCUUUGAUGCUGCAGAUGUUCUUCUGCCAGUACCCAGGGUUCAAGGAAGUGCGGAUGAUCGAAGCAAAGCCUGGUAUUGCUUUUGUGGAGUAUGGAGACGAGGGACAGGCGACCGCAGCCAUGAACCUUCUUCAGGGUUUCAAAAUCAAAGAGAACCCAAUGCGCAUCACAUAUGCGAAGAAGUAACUUGAUGAGCUGUAUUGACUUGAAUUAAUGUUGUAGCCCUGGUUUUGCACCAUCUGGUAGAUUUUCUUCACAUGUAAGGUAGACUACACCAUGGUUUAAUCCAGUAUAAAUUAAUGUACGGCUCAGCUGCAUUUAUGCGUC